AUGUCGGAGUAUGGCCGCCCCAACAGAGCCAUCGCGUCCUCGCCGACUCUGGCUCCCAGAAGAACACCUCAACCUCAACAUUCACCAGAUACUUCAGUCCGGCAAAUGAGAUUGAAAGUACUCUACACCUUCGACGAAGAUAAGACAAACUGCUUAGCACGAUGGCCUCAUACAUUGGACAUACGCACUGUAUUUCUUAGCGCUGACACACAAGUUGGUAUUAUUGAGCUGAAGACAUGUCUGCAAGCCAUAGCGACAGCGAGCCCGGAGAUAGUCACAGGCUUGGGUCAAGACUACACUGUAUAUGCGUAUGAUUAUUCCGAGUAUGAGACGCCAUUGGUCGGACAAGGGAUGUUAUCGUGGAUUCUAGCCUCAGCUUCACCGACUCCGGGAGCUCCAGCGCAACAAUCCCGAACAAUGGUGACAGGGCGAGUCAGCCAGAACGCCCUUAGCAUCUUCACGGGUGGAAGCCAGGAGACUUUGGAAGUGAAACUACGCCUCGUGCCUGUACCAACGUCUAAGCAAAGCGAAUAUCUUGAAAGUAUGAAAAAAUACAGGGACAUUAGUCAGGCAAUGCCACCAGGCUUUGAUCCUCAAGCGUGGACCUCAUUCUUGAACCACAAUCCAAACUUUCUACAGCAGACUAUGCAGAGCAGGAGUCAGUCGCCAUCGACGGCUCAACAAAAUACCUUUGGAAUUGAGAAUGUUCAACGUUUGCUCAGUGGAGAUUAUGAGCAAUCAGCUCAAGCGAGAAGACUUUUGUCCCGUUCAAAUAGUUUUGCGAAUGCAGAGGCUGGCCAGCAAUUACCACGACUUCCAAGUCCAGCCUCCAGUGUCACCUCAACCACAGUAGCACCAAAAAGGAGAGGGAGAAAACCAGGCCCAAAUUACAAAGGUCCCAAGACUCGACGCGGCAAGAAGGAGCCGCCUCCAGAAUCUACUGACCCUGGUUACUGCACCGGAGAUGAUCGACCAGAUGAGGGACCCAACAAGAAGAGGGCAAGAGUUGUUCAAGCUGAAUGGGAUGGCAAACCCGAACUUGGAAAACAACCAGACUCUCUAAGGGUCGCAGCAAGCACCGCUGCGUCUGUGAGGAUACAUCAACCAACGGCAGUUCGACCUGAUUCGCAUCCGCACUUGUCGCUAGACAACCAGCCUAGAGCUCCAACUCCGGUAGCAGACCCGUCUCAAAUUAUCAAAAAACCGCGGAUGCCAGUAUCAAGGAGCAACCUCGGCCAAUUAUCUCAAUUAAUUGCAACCCCUUCGAAUGAAGCAUUGAGUCCUGCUGUCAUUUCCGACAAGGCGCCAGAAUUAUCGCCCGAGAAAAGUCAAGCCGAAAGCUCGCCGGCUGACAUUGCAUCUUCUCCACCUGUCUUCCCGGAGGACCUGACCACUCAUUCUAGUCCACAAUUGCCCGAAUUCCCUCGUGCCUUCGAUGACUCAGGUAUUUUCACAGGCUCACUAGAUAAUCUGUUCGACGAUCAGGAGUUGCGCUCUUUAGACGAGGAAGAUUUCGCUGUUGCGGCUCAAUACAGUAAACGUUUGGACUUACCGGUAGACAAUUAUGACUUUGUUCAAGGUGACGGCACGAUGUCAGAGCUACCGCAGAUUCAAUUCGAACAAAGCUUACAAGGGAGCGAAGAAACACUAAGCUCACAUAGCAAUCCUGAAAGUCGUUUAUUGAACAGAACUGUCUCGUCUAGCGAGUUGCCUCCGCCUAUUCCUGCAAGCGAUCCAAUUCGACCUUGUACUUUGCAUCGCUCGCAAACAUGGGCAGGCAAACAUGCGGCUCAUCCAGCAUCUGAUACCGGCCAGUCCCAGCCAGCCGAUAACAGAAUGGACAGAACUACGCCGCGCGGGAGAGGUAGACGGCAAAGUGACACGGGCGGUCAGUCUGGUGUAAGGAAAAAGGCGACCAUACAAAGUAAAUUGGCCACGUCCGUUGCGGCAGGUGAAAUCCCUCCAUUUUGCGAUAAUUGCGGUGCAAUCGAAACUCCAGCAUGGAGAAAGGCCUGGUCGAAGAUACAUAGUGGUACACCAGAGCAUGUUCGUCUCUCAAAUCAAGAAAGCGGCGUUUUGGCAUGGCAGACAUUGCAAACAGACAAAAAGGGCGAAAUCUGCCUGUUUAGGAUCAUCAAGAAGUCGCUCGCAGAAGAAGAUGAGGGGUUUACUGAAAUGCUGCUUUGCAAUCCUUGUGGCAUGUUUCUCACUACUAAGAAAUGUAUGAGGCCUAAGGAGAUGUGGGAUAAGUCUCAGAAAGGCCCUGAUGACAAAGAAAAAGGCCGACGUCGAAGCACUGGACCACGACCUGCGUCUUCGGGGCAAAGCACAAAGGCUGCUUCAGGCACCUUCUCCGAUCCUUCAUCCCCAACUUCUGCGCCCAAGCAGGUUGAUGCUUUAGAGAACGAACCUAAGCUCCCAGCAAUGAAAUGGGGUGUCGACUCGCACGAUAAGACUACACCGUCGAACCCAUGUGGCACGAUGGAUGAGGCAUCAGCCACUGCGGCUCUCAAGAAGGCAAUCAGGUCUUCGCCCCACAAAUUCAAUGGCACUGAGCAAGAACCUAUUGAGGUGGAAAAUCUUACACCACAGCCGACUCGGCGUAUUCUUUUCCCUUCGCCUCACCAAUCCGAGAAGGCCAAAUCGAAGCAGAGAUCCCCCACUAGUGCUGUUGAAAAUACCUCCAAGAAGGAUUCUCUUGAAGAACUCAAUGAACCCAUUUCACGUUCGGCAAACAAGGAGAAUUACCCACCUAGUACUGAGGAUGAUAUUGAUCGUUUCUUCAAUGAAGACGGCUAUGGACCACCCGCGCAUCUCUCUACUCCAACCGGCUCCAGAUCGAAAUACCCCUUCCUCAAUCGUACGCCUUCAAAAUCCCCUAGUAAACCUUCUUCAUCAGGCGGCAAGUCAUUGGAUCGAGAACGCCUUCUCCCUCCAUCCACGCCUAAGCGGACUCCCACAAAGACGUCGGGAGUGUUCCCUGAGCUGACACCCUUCACAGCGCAUCUUAGUCAAUUACUCUCGGAUGCUAAUGCGGGCAGCCCAGGAGGCAACUUCAGCUUCCCUCCCCUUCCUUCUCUACGUAAUACACCUAACAAUGCACAUCUAGCGGAUUUCGACUUCGGCCACUUUGACUCACAAGAUCUCAUCAGUACCGACGUACCAAUGCCGAGCAGCCCUCCUCCAUGGAACUUUGGUGAUUUCUCUGGUGAGGGUAACGAUAGUCUCUGGGGUGACUGCACUCUGCCAAAUACCAUUGCCAGUCCGGACGGAAGCGACAAGCACCAAGUGCAUAGUACUGCAAAGUCAACAAGUGCAAUUACUCAAAUGGGGCCACCAACAUUGCAAAAUGAGUCCGCUGCUUGA
Molecule: messenger RNA, 3366 nt
Organism: Bacidia gigantensis
Lineage: Eukaryota; Fungi; Ascomycota; Lecanoromycetes; Lecanorales; Ramalinaceae
Exons: 3
Coding region: 1-3366 (1121 amino acids)
Biological process (GO): silent mating-type cassette heterochromatin formation; regulation of transcription by RNA polymerase II; rDNA heterochromatin formation
Molecular function (GO): zinc ion binding
Source: RefSeq, a predicted model, not a curated record